Colletotrichum abscissum is the source of this 771-nucleotide messenger RNA. RefSeq lists its product as uncharacterized. The record is from RefSeq and is a predicted model, not a curated record. Bases 1 to 771 code for a protein of 256 amino acids. Lineage: Eukaryota; Fungi; Ascomycota; Sordariomycetes; Glomerellales; Glomerellaceae. The transcript is spliced from 4 exons.
AUGAGAUCAAGGCGUGCCCGAGAGCACUCGCUGAAGCCUUCCUUACCGGCGCUGUUUUUCGACGUCAUGGGGAAGAUGAAGAAUUUGAGCAAGAUCGAAUGGAUGGUAAGGGGCGUCGACGAGAAUGCGGCCAUCGGCAGGGCCUUUAUCGAGGACGGGACACGGUUGCCUGGUGUGAAGCACCUUGUCUCGACCAUAAAUGCGCUGUGGAUUGUCGGCGCUUGUCCUUCACUGGCUUCUCUCGAAGCGAAACGCGAUGAUUUUGUCUGGGGAGAAGCUGCGCAUAAGAGGGAUGUGGCCUGGUUCGCUGCCGCAGGGAGACUCAAAGGCCUGAGGAAGCUUGAUAUGGGAGAAGUCGAGUGGACGGGCACGAUGACUGAUUGCGUACUUCGAGAUACCCCUCACAUUGAAGGGCUCCAUAUAGGUGCGCCAGCCCAGGACUUCAAACAUAGAAACAUCAACCGGGGAAACUUGCUGCGGGAUCUUAUAAAACCCCUCUCUCUUCUUCCCAGCCUCACGCAGCUUCACCUCCCGCGGUCCUCUCAACUGGAACUCGGCUAUGACGGGGGAUCGAUGUGUGAAAACGCAAACAUGGGCCAAAACGGUGCCAAAUAUUGGCGCAGUAACAUGGCUCAAGACCUUGAGACAACGGAGUUGGCUGGGAAGAUUGUUCGGCAGGAGUUCCCGGGGUUGCAUGGAGUCCACGUCGGUGGGUUCUGCGGGAACUUCACGACGGAUGCUGAGGCAGAGCAGGUCAUUACCUGGGAUUGA